Benincasa hispida (wax gourd) is the source of this 1310-nucleotide messenger RNA. Its product is annotated as transcription factor MYB1R1-like. Gene Ontology annotation, molecular function: DNA binding. Gene Ontology annotation, biological process: response to ethylene; response to gibberellin. Lineage: Eukaryota; Viridiplantae; Streptophyta; Magnoliopsida; Cucurbitales; Cucurbitaceae. The record is from RefSeq and is a predicted model, not a curated record.
CUCACCACACCACUUGUCUUUUGAUAUUGUUGUUUAAUUUCGGUGCGUCUCGUUUCUUUUCCCCUUUUUUCUUCUCCUCCGAUGCCGAUGCCGGCCGACGGAGCCGCCGUGAUGGAUGCCGCCGGCGUCACCAAGGAAUUCAUGUUGUUUGGAGUCAGAGUCGUGGUGGACCCGAUGAGGAAGAGCGUUAGUAUGAACAAUCUCUCUCAGUAUGAGCAUCCUCUCGAAGCUUCCAUUGAUGACAAUAGCCGUAACAGUAAGAUCACUGUCUCUGCCGCUGAUAGGAAGGAAGAUUCCGCUGCUGGUUACGCUUCUGCGGAUGAUGCCGUUCCCAAUUCCGGUGGGAAUCGCGAGCGUGAACGCAAGCGAGGUGUACCGUGGACGGAGGAAGAACACAAGCUUUUCUUGCUGGGAUUGCAGAAAGUGGGGAAAGGAGAUUGGAGAGGAAUUUCGAGGAAUUUUGUUAAGACUCGAACCCCAACUCAGGUUGCUAGCCACGCCCAAAAAUACUUUCUACGCCGAAGCAACCUCAAUCGUCGCCGCCGUAGAUCCAGCCUCUUUGAUAUCACCACUGAUACGGUAAAAGUGGCUGCUGAGGAAGAGCAAAUUCAAGUUCAACAUAAUUCCUCCCAAUUGCAAUCCUUGUUGCCACCUCCACCACCUGACACUUGUACCAUAAAUGGAUAUCAUCCUGUGAUGCCAACCUUUCCUUUGUCUGUUUGCCCUGCAAUUUUACCUGUACCAAUUCCAAUGGAAAACCCCACACUGAGGCAUGAAAACCUGGAGACUGAUACAUCAUCAAAGCAACUCCAUCCUCUUGCUGCUGAAGUUUUACCACUCAGUGCAACCACACCUGAGUUUAACUUGAAUUUGAAAUCGACAUUAAACUCGGGAGCUCUUUCUCUUAACCUUGCUUUGCCUUCAGACUCGUCCAAUUCGUCAAUGAAACACCCUGCUUUUCAAGGAAUUUCAAGUAUCAACAGUGGGGAUAACAUUAUCAGUGUUGCUUAAAAUCACUUUGUUGGCUUGAAUGGUAUAUUUUAGUGAUCUGGAACUGGAAGGCAAAGCGAUUAGGUAAUUAACUUCGGUUGUUUGUCGUAUGUACAUCCCUCCCCACCCCCAAGUAAAAAAAAGAAAAAAAGGAAAAAAAAAAUUUAGAGAACUGCCAUGGCUUCUUGUUUUCUUUGUUUAUGACGCCUUUACCUUUGGAUUCUUCUUCAUUUCAUUUGGUGUUUGCUUGUACAACUGAACCUAACAAGCAGUCUCUGCUCACUUCUGCUUAAUGAUAAGACAACUUGGUUUCUUCGAUA